AUCAGUUCAGUUUCUUCUGUUUCUUCAUUAAGUCGUAUCCUAGCAGGACGAAAGCGAAAUUGCUCAGUGUUAGUGCUGCACUAAAAUAAGAAAAGCGCGUGUUCUUGGUAGCCUUCGAUUAUUACGGUGAAAAACUUCUGUAACAACUAAGCUAAAGAAAUGGCUGGUGGCAAAGCAGGCAAGGAUUCUGGAAAAGCAAAAGCCAAGGCAGUGUCGCGUUCCGCGCGAGCUGGAUUGCAGUUCCCUGUCGGGCGUAUCCAUCGCCACUUGAAAAACCGAACGACAAGCCAUGGGCGCGUCGGUGCUACCGCUGCCGUAUAUUCGGCAGCCAUCCUAGAAUAUCUCACUGCUGAGGUACUAGAAUUGGCUGGUAACGCCUCGAAGGAUCUCAAAGUGAAGCGAAUUACGCCAAGGCAUCUGCAGCUGGCUAUUCGUGGUGACGAAGAACUGGAUAGCUUGAUUAAGGCAACGAUUGCCGGUGGUGGUGUCAUUCCUCACAUCCACAAAUCACUCAUUGGCAAGAAGGGUGGACCCGAAUAAGGAGGAUCCAGUUUGGUGCGCUGGAUUGCGCACCACCAUAUUCAAUACUGACCGUAUUUUUUUAACCAAGUACUGAUAAGCGGCGAAGAGAGCAUUUUUUAUUAUUUUUUAUUUUUUUACGGUCUUAAAGCAUGGGCACAGAAAUCACGCAAAACUUCGUUGUUAGUUUGCAUGUACGUAACGAUCGAGCGAAAAUGUGGUUGGCCGCUCAAUCAUUUUAGCACAUAUUUAUAACUAGUAAUGUGUUAACGAUCGUGUUAAAGAUGUUCUGGCACUGUAUUCUACAUAUUUUUGUGCUUCAGAAAUUAGUUCGUAUAGUAGGAUUCCUCCAUCGUUUUGUGUUUUUUUUAAUGCAUCUCCCUACCUCUUUUCGUCAAAAUAUAAAUGCAUUUUCACUUACAAUUUGCUUUCUCAUGAGCAUAUUUACUUAGACGAUAGGUUUGCAAUCGAUUCCAAGACAAAGGCAAGCAUAUAAACAUUCAUUAAUGCAAAUAGAACUAGAACACAAGUGUGCUGGAAUUUCUAGACACAGACUUCUCGAGUCGCACAUUUUGGAUUGUACAAAACAAUUAGACGAAAUGCAAAACAUAGAAAAAAAAAACCUAACGGAAAAAUAAUCUAUUAGACUUGCUGAAACACAAAUCACUCGUUACGCUCUGAACAGGAGGACUAA
Anopheles moucheti is the source of this 1213-nucleotide messenger RNA. RefSeq names its product histone H2A.V (gene His2Av). The transcript is spliced from 5 exons. Lineage: Eukaryota; Metazoa; Arthropoda; Insecta; Diptera; Culicidae. Gene Ontology annotation, molecular function: structural constituent of chromatin; protein heterodimerization activity; DNA binding. The record is from RefSeq and is a predicted model, not a curated record. The coding region runs from base 160 to 540 and encodes 126 amino acids. Gene Ontology annotation, cellular component: nucleosome.